AUGCUGUCCUCGCCUAUCAACUUUCCGAAAUGGAUUGAGGAGAACAAGCAUUUGCUAAAGCCUCCAGUUGGAAACAAAUGUAUCUUUAAAGGGGAUAACAUGCUCACGAUGGUCGUCGGAGGUCCCAAUUCAAGAGUCGACUUUCACAUCAACACGACGGAAGAAUGGUUCUAUCAAUAUCAAGGGGCCAUGACGCUCAAAGUUGUGGAUGAAGGCAAGAUGAGGGAUAUCAUCAUUGGGGAAGGAGAGAUGUUCUUAUUACCUGCCAACACCCCUCAUUCACCCCGCCGAACAGCCAACACCAUUGGCGUAGUGAUCGAGCUCAUCCGACCGGAGACUGAAAUCGACACGAUGAGAUGGUACUGCCCGUCCUCAUCUCACUCAUCCACAGACCUCGUGGUCAUCAAAGAAUCGACAUUUCACUGUAAAGACAUCGAAGUUCAGAUCAAAAGUGCCAUAGAGGAGUGGGUGGGGGAUGAAGAAGGGAGAAGGUGUAAGAAAUGUGGUGAGGUGGCUCCGGCGAGACCGUGA
This is a messenger RNA of Kockovaella imperatae, 531 nucleotides long. RefSeq names its product 3-hydroxyanthranilate 3,4-dioxygenase. NCBI's taxonomy places the organism in Eukaryota, Fungi, Basidiomycota, Tremellomycetes, Tremellales, Cuniculitremaceae. Gene Ontology annotation, biological process: quinolinate metabolic process; 'de novo' NAD+ biosynthetic process from L-tryptophan. Gene Ontology annotation, molecular function: iron ion binding; 3-hydroxyanthranilate 3,4-dioxygenase activity. The record is from RefSeq and is a predicted model, not a curated record. Gene Ontology annotation, cellular component: cytoplasm. Bases 1 to 531 code for a protein of 176 amino acids. The transcript has 3 exons.